CAACGCGGUUGGAUCUAAAAAGUAAGAGGUUAAUUAUACCUUUAGCACUUACAUGUAGGACGUGCAAGGCGGGGCACGAAGACUUCCUGCAUCCGAGAAAAGAUUGAUCAACAGGUCUUCUAUGGUAGUAAAUGCACGAAAGUAAAGCAUUCCGAUGCUGGUUUGUCUACAAAAGCUCUUCUCUGCCUUGAAUUUUCUUGUAUUCUAAUUGACAAGGAGGAAGAAAUUAUGGGGUCUUCACUGGCGUUAACCCUCCUCGUGUCUCUCUUGAUUUGUUUGUUUCAAUUCACUCGUUGUGUUUCUUCAGUGCAGCCGCUAUGUCGUAGUGAUGAGCGACUUGCCUUGUUGCUAUUCAAGGAAAGCUUGGCUGUGGAUAAAGAAGCUUCUGCUAAUCCAUUUGCUUAUCCCAAGGCUGAUGGAUGGAAAUUUCAAGGGGUUGAUUGCUGCUACUGGGAUGGCAUCGAGUGUGACCAUAACACCGGUCAUGUGACUGCUCUUGAUCUCAGCAGCAGCUGCCUGUAUGGCUCCAUCAACUCCACCAGCAGCCUCUUCCAUCUCCUCCAUCUCCGAAAGCUUAACCUGGCAGACAAUGACUUCAACUCCUCUCAGUUACCAUCCAGACUGGGCAAUCUUUCGAUGCUGACAUAUCUUAAUCUCUCUACUUCUUCAUUUUCUGGUCAAAUUCCAUUAGAAAUUUCAUGGCUCUCCAGGUUGACUUCACUCGAUCUAUCAAACACGAUGGGGUUGGAAUUUGGCAUGUUUUCACACGGUGGACUGAAACUUGAAAGGCCGGAUUUCAAGAGCUUGAUACAAAAUCUAACCAGCCUGAAACACCUCCAUCUCCGUCAUGUGGUUAUAUCUUCUCCGGUACCUAACAUCUUGGUGAAUUUGUCUUCUUUAUCAUCUCUUGAUCUCAGUUAUUGUGGAUUGUUGGGAAAGCUGCCAACGUCCAUUUUCCACUUACCAAACAUCCAGUUCCUUGAUGUAUCCAACAACUUGCACCUCAGCGGUACAUUACCUGCAACUCUUUCAUGUAGGCGGCUUAAGUUUCUAUCAAUAAGGUUUACAAGUUUGUCUGGUGUUUUACCUGCUUCCAUUGGGAACCUCCAUUCCUUGGAACUCUUGGAUGUUACUGCUUGUAAAUUCAGAGGGCCGUUGCCAUCUUCACUAGGUAAUCUCACCAACCUCACUGAAUUGGCCCUUCUAAACAAUUCUUUCUCCGGUGAUAUACCAUCUUCUUUGUCAAACCUCACUCGAAUGGGUUUUCUUUCCCUUGGCAUCAACAACUUCAAUCCCAGUAGCAUCCCCUCUUGGUUUGCUAACUUGAACCAGCUUCACGAGUUGCAUUUGCCCUUCUGUGGAAUUACAGGUCCCAUCCCAUCUUUCUUUGCAAACCUGACUCAGCUUGCUGUGUUGGACCUAAAACGUAAUCAACUUACUGGACGGUUUCCAGUUGGAAUUACAAACCUGACUCAGUUAGAAUCUCUCUCUCUUGGGUCAAAUAUGAUGGACGGAGCACUUCCAGACUCAAUUUUUGGGCUCGAGAAUCUCCAAAUUCUCGAGAUUUACUCAAACAGAUUGAGUGGUAUAGUUGAGAUGGACCGGUUUGUUAGACUUAAAUAUUUGAGUGUUCUGUAUUUAUCCUCAAACAAUUUAACCUUGCUUUCCCUAACCAGUCCCAAUACCACCACUAGUCUUCCAAUGUUUAGUGAGCUGGGGUUGGGUUCGUGUAAUCUUAGACGGUUCCCAAACUUCUUAACUCACCAGAACCAACUGGCAUAUCUAGACCUUUCUCAAAAUGAUAUACAUGGUGAGAUGCCCAAAUGGAUAUGGGAAAUGAGCUUCGAUACUCUAUUUCUAUUGGACCUUUCUUUUAACUCUCUAACGGGAUUUCAUCAAUCUCCCACCCUUCUCCCUUGGUCUAAUAUACUCUUUUUGGACCUCAGCUCCAACCUGUUUCAAGGCUCUCCCCCAAUUCCAUCCUCUUCCAUUAUGGUUUAUUUGGCCUCCAACAACUCAUUCACGGGAGAAAUCCCACAGUUAUUUUGCAGCUUGGGCUCUGUUCGAGUUUUGGAUUUAUCUCGAAAUAACUUAGGUGGCAUCAUUCCCCAGUGUUUGAGCAAAGCUAGCAAAUCCUUGUCAGUGCUAAAUUUGAAUGUCAAUAACUUUCACGGCCCUGUUCCUCAAGCCUGGAUGAAUGGAAGCAAAUUGAAGAUGAUUAAUUUAGGUAAAAAUAAGCUGACAGGGAAGUUGCCAAGAUCAAUGGCAAGGUGUAGAAUGCUGGAGUUUCUUGACAUAGGGAACAACCAAAUCAGAGAUACUUUCCCUUUUUGGUUGGAAAGUCUUCCUAAACUGAAGAUUCUCAUAUUACGUUCCAACAGGUUUCAUGGUGAAAUAAAGAGCAGAGAGUUCAAUUCUGUGUUUCCUAAAUUGCGUGUUAUCGACAUCUCCAACAAUGGAUUCAUCGGCUCUUUGCCAUCGUCUUACUUGGAGAGCUGGAUUGCCAUGAAAAGGUUUCAUGUGGAGCACUUGUCAUACAUGCAAUCAAUUUUUUACGAUCACAUGUUUAUGGCUGGGCUAACCAUCCCAGAUGAGUACAAUUACUCAAUGACAUUGACAAACAAAGGUAUAAAAAUGGAAUAUACAAAGAUCUUGGAAGUGUUCAUGGCUGUUGAUCUCUCAUGCAACAAAUUCAGUGGAGAAAUUCCAGAAUCCAUUGGAAAUCUCAAAGGGCUUGAAUUGUUGAAUCUAUCGAACAACAUUUUGGUAGGCCAAAUUCCAACAGUUAUCGGAACUCUGACAAACCUGGAGGCUUUGGAUCUUUCCCAUAACCAGCUAUUUGGAAGAAUUCCAUGGCAACUGAGGCAACUCAACUUCCUGGAAGUUUUCGACGUGUCUUACAAUCAUCUCAGUGGGCCAAUUCCACAAGGCAGACAAUUCGGUACAUUUCCAAACAGUUCAUUUGAUGGGAAUCUGGGAUUGUGCGGAAAUCCAUUGUCCAAAAAAUGUGAGGAUUUGGAAGCCUCGCCACCCCCAUCUUCUUCAACCUUUGAACAAAAUCAUGGCGUAGGAUUGGAAUGGAGAGGGGUUUUGCUUGGUUUCGGAACUGGCUUCCUUGUUGGAACGGGUUUGGGAUGGGUUGUAGUUACUAGGAACCUUAAAUGGUUUGCGAUCACUUUUAGAAUCAAGGUGGGAAGGUGGCCCAAACAUUGAACGCCCUGCCAUGGAGUAGUAUCCUCUUUAAAAAAAACACAAGUACUGGUAUUCAGUGCAAAAUAAAGUUAUUAGAUGGUUUCUGUACUAUACACUAUCCGAGGAUUUAGUUUCUAUGCAGCAUUAUUGUUUGAAAUAAAAUGGAUUGACCACAAUGAAUUUCAACCGGCUA
This is a messenger RNA of Gossypium raimondii (Peruvian cotton), 3385 nucleotides long. Its product is annotated as receptor-like protein 7. Bases 229 to 3213 code for a protein of 994 amino acids. Gene Ontology annotation, molecular function: protein binding. The record is from RefSeq and is a predicted model, not a curated record. The transcript has a single exon. Lineage: Eukaryota; Viridiplantae; Streptophyta; Magnoliopsida; Malvales; Malvaceae.